UUAAACACACAGUUGUUUUGUUAAGUUAACUGGAUGACAGCAGUUCAAUGAUAAACAUUCGUUAAUCUUACUACAAAAACAAUAUUGUUUAUCUUCCACACAAAAGAAACAAUGAGUACGAAUAAAAUAACAAUAGAAGGAAAUUCAAUAGAUGUGGUCACCGCCGAUUUUAGCCGUGACAGUGUAGAGCAGUCCGUUGUAGAGCCACAUCAUCUAAAAACGGAAGUGCCGAUACUUCCAAUAGUUGAAAAAAACUCAACUGUUUCCGGCGCUGACGAAAACAUUUCAAGUUCAAAAUUUGAACAAUCAAAGCAAAUGGAUCAGAUAGCAGGGAAAUCGUCACAAAACGUACUUUUAUAUAAGGACGAACCAACAGAUAUUGAAAUGGAUUUAGCUGAGGACUUUACAAAAAAUGCUGCAGAAACAUCUAUAAAUAAAAAAAUUAAACAAGAGACUUCCUACCAAGAGCAAAUUGCUGUUGAACAAGCUGUAGAAUCACAGGCAGUUUUGCAAAUAGCUAAUAGUUCUUUAUCGCUUUUGUCGCAAUACAUUAGUUCUGACUCAGAGUCAAACAUUACGGAUUCAGAAGAAGAAUUGCCCAAAACAACAACUCAACCAAUAAAACGUGAAUUAGAAUCUGAAGAUUCCGACGACAGUGUCGAAGUUGUGGAGAAUACGUUGAAUUAUCGCAACCAUCCAGAUGCUAUUCUUGUUAGUGAUGUUGAGACUGUUCCCAGUGAAAAAGAUAAUCAAUCAGACGACGAUCUCUUCUCCUCAGAGGAAGAUUCUCCUCCGCCUGUUCCGGUGAAAGGAAAGGGAGAAACGCUGAUUCACGAGCUUCCACCGAUUGAAGAGCUUCAGAUAUCUGUCCCCGAGUCGCAAUGUAAAUCAAUUGGGUACGUUCAAUCAAUAGUGGCUCAAAUUGUUAUCGUUCAAUCCCUCGCUGGAGUUGAGCUACUUAAUAUAGACACCGUUCUUUUCCUGGAAAAAGGUAAAAGAUCACUAGGAAAAAUCUUCGACGUAAUCGGUCAAGUUGCUUCCCCAAUGUAUUGUGUUCUUUUCAAUUCUCGCCAAGAGGUUAUCGAUAAGGGAAUAACAGUCGGAGCGCCUGUGUUCUGUGCGCCACAAACGGAACACACUCAAUUCAUUAUUCUGUCUGAGUUGAUGAAGCACAAAGGAUCAGAUGCCAGCUGGCUGGAUGAUGCUGAAGCUCCUGAUUAUGCACUGGAUUAUUCCGACGAUGAGCAGGAACGAAGGGCAAGAACUCGCAGAAAGAGUCACACAUCGUCUACUGGUAGACAAACCCCCGACGGAGAGCAACAACAACAUCGCCCAUACUACAGAAGGGGAAGAGGUCGCGGGUAUAUCCGUAACCGGGGUGGGCAAAGCGGACAUAGCUGGCAUCAUAACAUUGGCCAACCAAAUUAUACGCAGCGGGUUAUAAAUCCCUUUGCGUACGCUCUCAACUCAGCCGGAAUGUUACCGCCACCACCACCACCUCCACCACCUCCCGCCGAAUAACUAGUUUAACUCUAAGUCAUUCUGUUAAAUGCAGUGUUUAGUGGUCUCCCAAAAUGAAGCUCAGUUUUUUUUUCAAAGUCACCACGUUAAAAUUCAUAACAUCAAAUUAAAAUUGAGCCAUUAAUGGCGAAAUUGUUUUUGGGGUAGCCCUAAAAACAUAAACAUCAUACUUUUUUUUAUAAAAGUAAGCAUACUUUAGAUAUUUUAUCAA
Messenger RNA from Sabethes cyaneus, 1732 nucleotides. Its product is annotated as H/ACA ribonucleoprotein complex non-core subunit NAF1-like. NCBI's taxonomy places the organism in Eukaryota, Metazoa, Arthropoda, Insecta, Diptera, Culicidae. Gene Ontology annotation, molecular function: RNA binding. The record is from RefSeq and is a predicted model, not a curated record. Bases 112 to 1521 code for a protein of 469 amino acids. The transcript is spliced from 3 exons. Gene Ontology annotation, cellular component: sno(s)RNA-containing ribonucleoprotein complex. Gene Ontology annotation, biological process: pseudouridine synthesis; box H/ACA snoRNP assembly; ribosome biogenesis.